Messenger RNA from Scutellospora calospora, 864 nucleotides. NCBI's taxonomy places the organism in Eukaryota, Fungi, Glomeromycota, Glomeromycetes, Diversisporales, Gigasporaceae. The record is from the annotation of a GenBank genome assembly.
AUGGGGGAACACGAUGCACCUCCGGUUCCUGCGUUAAAACGCGCCUCCAAGGGAGAUGGCAACGGGGUUCCCAAUUUCAGUCGACGUGGUUCUGUCCAUCGCGACAGCAAUGGCAAUGGCCAAAAGAACCUGACCGAGAAUGAAAUGCCACCACCGGUACCGUCAAAUCCCAAUGGCCGCGAUCUGGUCUCCGUCGAACGUCAGGCAAACCAGCCAUCGGAUCUCGAGCGUGAUACCAUCCGAUCGCCAGACUCUGGACCACCUUUUACUGCGCGGCGAGCGGAAGAUUUAUUGCGCAAGCCGCCUUUGCCAUCUCGCCCUUCGGAAUGGUUGACGACUCUGUACACCGUAUCUCAUUUGAUUUUCUUUUCUAUCCUCGGCACACUCGCGCGACUGGGCGUGCAAUGGUUCUCGUUCUAUCCUGGUACCCCGAUAGUAACUCCGGUACUCUGGGCCAACGUCGGAGGAGGAAGGCCUUGGGUGCGGACGGAUUGGUGGGACGACUUCACUGUUGCAACGUGCUCCGGCUGUGCCCAAUGCUCUGUUGGUAGAAGGGUAGUAAGUAGCGUGUCAAGACAACCGCCAUGUUUACAAAUGAGAAAAAGUGUCCAAACCAGAAAUAUAGAAAAAAAAGAAACAUCAUCUCAAGUCACACACGCCCUCACACUACUGCGUGCGGCACCUUUCCAAAAGCAAAAUGCCAAAAAAAAGAAGUUAAGGGAGCUGCGGUGUUCAUAUACGUUUGAUGCAUUCACGAGUUUAGAGUUUGCGAUGACGUCAUGUGCUGUGAAUUUCGAACGAACAUUAGGUCGCUCAGCUCGGCUUCCCUUGUUCAUUUAUCACCUUGCCACCACCACAGCCUAG